Messenger RNA from Diatraea saccharalis (sugarcane borer), 2209 nucleotides. The record is from the annotation of a GenBank genome assembly. NCBI's taxonomy places the organism in Eukaryota, Metazoa, Arthropoda, Insecta, Lepidoptera, Crambidae.
AUUCUCGCGCUGUCAUUCGUGACGUCCGCACGGCUCGACUCGGAAAGGGCGCAGGCCGCCUUCGUGCAAACUUUACCGAACUUCUACGAACUAAACGAAAAAAGUUCGCUGUGUUUUCUGAACGAAAAUUGGAUGCAAUCUGUGAAGUUCGCUCAGUGCCGUGACAGAGUUUUGUGCAUUUGAAAAAGUUCGAUUACUGUUUCAUAUAUGAAUAUUUUGGACAUGCUAAUGAUAUGACGGAUUUUUAACGCCGGAUUUAAUGGGCCGUGUGUUACGAUGAGAAUGCGCGUCGAUUGGGGGCCCGACUACGUUCGCUCUACAGAAGACCCGCUGUAGCUUGCGAGAUGGCGUCGGUGGUAGCACCCCGUGUUCUCUUCAUCGUCGUCAUGAUGCUAUCUAGAGAUUGUGGUGUCGCAAGCCUGGAGCUUCUUGAGCUCCGAGUUCCAGCGCAUGUACCACUGGGUACACGGGCACAGCUGCAAUGCCGUUGGCAAUUAGGCCCAACAGACAUACUAUACUCAGUCAAGUGGUACAAAGAUGGCAAGGAAUUCUUCAGGCAUGUGCCAAGAGAGGUUGAGCCGAGAAGAAAGUUUCCUUUGCCAGGAGUGGACGUAGAGGAGUCAAGUCAUAACGGUGCGAAUGUGACGUUACACCCCGCGGUUCUGGAGACAGGCGGUCGGUACAGGUGCGAAGUAUCAGGAGAAAGGCCUUUGUUCCCAACGGUGUCAGAUCAUGCGGAUAUGACUAUUGUCGCUUUACCAGAUCACGGACCUACUAUUACUGGGUCCCGUUUGCGGUACCAGAUAGGCGACAGGGUACAGGUCAACUGCACCUCUGGUCGGUCCCGGCCCGCCACCAGACUCGCCUGGUACAUCAACGGGGAGCCAGCGCCCACCGGCGCGAUGUUGCCGCCCAUGCAUUACAAAUUUGAAGAUGGCCUAGAGGUCACUAGUUUAGCUCUUGACUUUAAAGUCAAACCUAAACACUUUAGGAAAGGAGAUCUUAAGCUUAAGUGCUUAGCCACGAUAGCGACUGUUUAUUGGAGGAGCAACGAAGAGAGUGUCCAAGGAGAAAGGCUAAAAGGAUACGCUCGAUCCAGAGAACUUAGCGAGGGCACAUCCAGGGCGGACAGAGUCCAAGCCGCUGGAAAAUCAUCUGUCGCCAACGAACUCCUCCUAAAUCCUAUAUAUCUAGUGCUGUGUUCCAUUAUGAUGCACAUAUUACAGAAAAGACAUUCAACAUAAAUAUAAUUCAAGAUAUUAGUGAUAAAAGAACAGUGACUGCUUAGGUGAAUUUAUUAUUAUGGGAUUCACUUUUGUUUUGUGCGUUGAUUUUAGUGUAACGCAACUAAAAGACAUCAUAACGUGGCAUGGAGCUUCUAUAGAGCUAAUAAUUAUAUAAACGUUUACAUUAAAGAUAAGUUAUUUAAUCGUUAAAAUUACUCAUUUCUUCUCCAUAAUAUUUUGAGCACUGCUAAUAAAAAUAUCCAAUUUAUAUUAUGUUUCUUUGAAGGCUCUAAUUUUAUUAAGUUAUGAUGAAAAGAUAAAUCAGUUUCUAAUGGCUAUAUUAGUAAAAAUUACUUUGACCUAUAGUGACUAUAUUUUUUUUAAAUAUUUAAGGUACGUUGUGAAUGAAAAAUAUUAUUCUUGUUAUAAAUAAUUGAAAUUUAAUCAACAGUUUGGAAAAUUUUAAAACGAAAGAUAAUUUGGGUUCAUUUCACAUUUGAUUUUUAUAGCUACAUGACGUUAUGUGCACAGUCACUCAUUCUAUAUGAAUUUAUAAGCGUAGUUGGGUUAUAUCACUGAGCCUCUAAAUACAUUUUCAGACAUUACGUACUUACUGAGCAUAUUGAACAUAGAAUUGAGGUGGGUAGUAUUGAGGUUGCCAUGUCAUUUCAGCGACAUCUUUAAAUAAAAAUUGAUAAAUCACCAAACUCAAACUUGAUAUCGAAUUGUGUCCUAGAAUAGGUUAAUUUUAACCUUUUUUUAUCAUCAAUACAAUUUAUACUAUAGGAAAACCUUAUCUCAUACUGAUUUCUUAUUAAACACUCCAAAGACAAAAGUUACAUCCUGUUGCGAAUCGAGUGAUUUAAUUAAGGUAUAAUAUAAAAUAUUACUUAAUUAAUGGAAUUAGUUAAUAUCACUUUUUUCAUUAAAACUUUGUUUUGAAAAGAAGCAAAGGACGUUGUUGACAAAUAUAAUACAUUAUU